Rhineura floridana is the source of this 3044-nucleotide messenger RNA. It is a transcript of the gene MGAT4B, whose product is annotated as alpha-1,3-mannosyl-glycoprotein 4-beta-N-acetylglucosaminyltransferase B. The transcript has 15 exons. The coding region runs from base 379 to 2019 and encodes 546 amino acids. The record is from RefSeq and is a predicted model, not a curated record. Gene Ontology annotation, biological process: protein N-linked glycosylation. Gene Ontology annotation, cellular component: endoplasmic reticulum-Golgi intermediate compartment; endoplasmic reticulum; Golgi stack. Lineage: Eukaryota; Metazoa; Chordata; Lepidosauria; Squamata; Rhineuridae. Gene Ontology annotation, molecular function: acetylglucosaminyltransferase activity.
CUCGCGCGCGCGCGCACGACUCCUUUAACACGGUGGUGCCAUCUCCGCCCCUUCCUUUCCUCGGCGGCACAGCAGCCCCCUCUCUCCUCCAGGCCCGGGAAAAGGCAAACGGCGACGAGAGCAGCCCCUGCUGCCCUCUGGAGCCGGCGGCCCGGUGGGGCGCGGCCAGUGCAUGAGGGCAGCGGGUGGAGGCGCAGAAGAAGAAGAAGGAGGAGGAGGCGGGGGCGGCGGUGAGUCCCGCCCGCCCGCCUGCCUGGGCACUGGCAGCCUCUACCGCCGCCUCCGCUGCUUUCCGGGGCCCGGGAGGCUGAGGCCGCCGCGUAGCGCCCGGGACAUGCGGCCUCUCCAGCCGCAGCCAUUGCCGAGGAGACGGAGAACAUGAGGCUCCGCAAUGGCACCUUCCUCACGCUGCUGUUCGGCUGCCUCUGCGCUCUCUUCUCGCUCUCCUGGUACGGGGCCUUCGGCGGGCACAAAGGUGAUGUUGUGGACAUCUAUCAGCGAGAGUUCCUAGCGCUGAGAGACCGCUUGCACGCUGCAGAACAGGAGAGCCUCAAGCGAUCGAAGGAGCUGAACUUAGUCCUAGAUGAAAUAAAGCGAGCCAUCUCUGAGAAGCAGGCCCUGCGGGAUAUAAACCGGACGUGGAGCAGUUUAUCUGAUGAAACAAAAUUGAAACUGUGGAACAUCACUAACAAGAAUGUGCUACAUCUCCCCACCAUCUUUCAUCAUUUGCCGCAUUUGCUAUCAAAGGAGAACAGCCUACAGCCGGCUGUGCAUGUGGGACAGGGGCGUACUGGAGUAUCGAUAGUGAUGGGGAUCCCCAGUGUCAAGCGAGAGGUGCAUUCCUAUCUUACAGAUACUCUAAACUCUCUGAUCUCAGAGCUCAACCAGCAGGAAAAGGAAGACUCUGUCAUUGUUGUCAUGAUUGCUGAGACGGAUCCCCAAUAUACUAUGGGAGUGGCAGAAAAUAUCAAAAGCCUGUUUCCUAAUGAAAUACAUUCUGGCCUUCUAGAGGUUAUUUCCCCUUCUCCACACUUCUACCCGGACUUCUCCCGCCUCCGGGAAUCUUUUGGUGACCCCAAGGAAAGAGUCAGGUGGAGGACUAAACAGAACCUAGAUUACUGCUUUUUAAUGAUGUAUGCACAGUCUAAAGGCAUCUACUAUGUUCAGCUGGAAGAUGAUAUUGUAGCCAAACCAAACUAUCUCAGCACAAUGAAGAACUUUGCUCUGCAGCAACCAUCUGAGGAAUGGAUGAUCCUGGAGUUCUCACAGCUUGGGUUUAUUGGGAAGAUGUUCAAGUCACUAGAUCUCAGUCUUAUUGUGGAAUUCAUACUCAUGUUUUAUAAGGACAAGCCCAUUGAUUGGCUGCUUGAUCAUAUCCUCUGGGUAAAAGUCUGCAACCCAGAGAAAGAUGCAAAACAUUGUGACAGACAGAAGGCAAACCUGAGGAUCCGCUUCAAGCCCUCACUUUUCCAGCAUGUAGGAACCCACUCCUCCUUGGCUGGCAAAAUACAGAAGCUGAAAGACAAAGAUUUUGGAAAGCAAGCACUUCGAAAAGAACAUGUCAACCCUCCUGCAGAAGUAAGCACCAGUCUGAAAACCUACCAGCACUUCUCCUUGGAGAAAGCAUAUCUGAGGGAAGAUUUCUUCUGGGCAUUUACCCCCACAGCGGGUGACUUCAUACGCUUUCGUUUCUUUAAGCCACUACGCAUUGAACGGUUUUUCUUCCGCAGUGGCAACAUUGAACACCCCGAAGACAAACUCUUCAACACAACCGUGGAAGUCUUGCCCUUUGACAGUCUCCAGUCAGAUAAGGAAGCCCUGCAGGAGGGAAGAGCAACAGCAUUCAAGUACCACAGGACAUCUGACGGCUAUAUACAGAUAGGUUCCUUUUCAAAGGGCAUUGCUGAAGGAGAAGUGGACCCUUCCUUUGGGCCUCUGGAAGCAAUACGACUGACCAUUCAGACUGACUCUCCUGUAUGGAUCAUCUUGAGUGAGAUAUUCCUGAAGAAAGCCGACUGAACUCAAAGAGACAGGGAUAAUGCACAGUGUGACUAUUAGCUCUUCCUCUCCUCUAUGAAACUGCAGACAUAGCAGAAUACGAGGCAGCCUACUCAAAAGGCGCGGGCAUAAGGGCACCUGCUGCUUCAAGAACAGGAAGACAAAGUUGGUGGUGAAACUUGGCAGGGCCGUAGUGUUUCUGGACCACACUUACUAGGAGAAGAGAAGCUCUUUUCAUGCAUGGGUGCUGGACUGAAUUGAAAGGAGCAGCACUAAUGCAGGUCUGUCUUGGAUCUAGCUGCCUGUGCAGCUGCAAAAAGACGACCUUGAACAUUAACUUUCUGUGUAACAGAUUUGUUCUUUUUUGUUCCCUUGAGCAAGAACCACCCGAUUCCCCUGCCUCUUCCUUCCUUCUCUCUCCCCCCCAACUCCCCCCCCCCCGGUGUCAAUUCCUGAAUGUAUCGCUAAAGGGUGCAUUUAGAAAUACGGGUUUAAGGAGGGUGAAGGCUGAGAGGGCAGCUCAGUUGUCAAGCUCUUAUAAGCUGUUCAAGAAGUGCUGAGGCAUUUGGGGGGGGACAGCAGACCCCACGGGCUGCUCCAGACCACAGCCGAGGGUUAAAUAUGAGGGGUAUCUGAUUGAAGGAAAAAAGAGAUUUACGAAGGUGACAGAAUGGCAGGGAAAUUUUUAAAAAACCACACUGUGCCUGCCAGGGUUGUACAUGUGCCCUUCACACAAUACAGUUCCUGUUGAAGUCUCCAGUGUCUUCAUGCCUUGAGAAUGAGUGCAAAAGUCCAUCCUUUUAAAUCCAUAUCUGUUAUUUACUGGUUGGUGUAACUUUUGAAGAAGAAAAAACGUAGGCCAGUUCUCCAAUGGUAGGAAUUAGAGUAAUUUCAUACAAAAAAAAAACCCCAAUGUCUCUAGCUAUACACUGGAAUGCAUUAUACUACUUUAAUGUGCUGUAUUUUUUAUUAUUGGAUACAUUUGAUUUUUAAGUAUAUCUAUAUAAAAUAUAUAUUAAAAUGUGCACUGUAAAUUUUUAAUUCAA